Messenger RNA from Capsaspora owczarzaki ATCC 30864, 907 nucleotides. RefSeq names its product homeobox prox 1. The coding region runs from base 54 to 842 and encodes 262 amino acids. The transcript has 3 exons. The record is from RefSeq and is a predicted model, not a curated record. NCBI's taxonomy places the organism in Eukaryota, Filasterea, Ministeriida, Capsasporidae. Gene Ontology annotation, biological process: tRNA splicing, via endonucleolytic cleavage and ligation. Gene Ontology annotation, cellular component: tRNA-splicing ligase complex. Gene Ontology annotation, molecular function: RNA binding.
AGUGCAGUCUCCAAAGUUACUCUUGGUUUUUGUGCCUCCAAUUGGCUGUUUACAUGCGACCGUUCCAGCGAAAGCUCCAAGCACUCGACUAUGUUCGAGCACCUGCAUUCAACGUUGAUGACGAGCACGAAGUCCGCCAGCUAAUCGCAUGGCUUGAGGACACACGGAUUCGACUGUACAAGUUGGAAGAUCGCGCAUUGCUGCGGGACGUCAAGAGCGAUACAUGGCCCGCUGCUGGGCAAAAGUACUUGGACGACAUUGGCUGCCCAGGCGAGACCCGAGCCUCCAACCCAACGAUGGUCGACUGGUUGCUCAACCACGCAGUGAAUCUCGAAUACGCAGACCAGCAUGAAACCUCUGACAAAGCGAGCGCAGCAACUGCUGGUGCUGAUGGUAGCUCGGCAAUGGAUACAACGCCAGAUGCGCCCGCGCUGCAGGCGUACCACGUCCCAGCAUCGCUGCUCAUGGACACUGCGGUGCGAAAGGUGCUGAACGGCAUUGCAGCGGCAUUGCAACUCCCUCCGACCGACAAUCCGCUCGAGCUACUGCGCGCAGUGAGCGCUCUGGUGGAAGACCGGCUUUCGCCUGCCGCCGUGGCCGAAGCGCAGUCUCCGCCCGAGGCGCGCGCUGCAACCAUUCUUGACUCUAUCGAUCUCAAGCACGUCCCGCUGGGCUUUUCCACCAACGACGCUUUGCUCGACGAGGCUGCCAAAAUUCUGCGCCUUCUCCACAUCGGCGAAUUGCGCAAGCUCCAAACCUCUGUGAACGAGCUGAUCGUGUCGGUUCAAGGUUUGACGGCAGAUCCCAAGACGGAUUCUAGUCUUGGAGCUGUCGGCAAGUAGUACAGUAGCUUGUUUUUGAGUGCAAACACUGGUUUGUUCAAUGUGUAAUUUUGUUUGUUAUUGCG